Messenger RNA from Diaporthe citri, 2019 nucleotides. RefSeq lists its product as uncharacterized. The transcript has 3 exons. Gene Ontology annotation, biological process: ergosterol metabolic process. Gene Ontology annotation, cellular component: endoplasmic reticulum membrane. The record is from RefSeq and is a predicted model, not a curated record. The coding region runs from base 1 to 2019 and encodes 672 amino acids. Gene Ontology annotation, molecular function: ergosterol O-acyltransferase activity. NCBI's taxonomy places the organism in Eukaryota, Fungi, Ascomycota, Sordariomycetes, Diaporthales, Diaporthaceae.
AUGGCUGCGAACGGGACCGCUGGGUCGGCGGAACCCAGGACCAAGGAUGAGACCAAAACCCAUGCACCAAAUGAGGAGGCCUACUUCACGAGAAAUCCCCCACCACGGGCUCUGAGGGAGGCCCUGCGGCUUGCCGGCAGCGGGAGGAUAUCGACGCCUUCGGAAAGCGCCAGUGAGGAGGACUACGACGAGGAAUCGCAAAAGCCAGUUGCCGUCCUUCGGUUGAAUGGGAAGCGAGAGAAGGAUAGGCCCACGCUCCCGACGUCUGGCAGCAAGCUCAAGCUCAGCGAGGGUGCUAGCGAGGCUGCCACGCCGAGCGACGUAUCCUCUGAGAAUGGGACUCUUGACGAUAUCUCAUCCCUCAGGGGCGCCAAGGUAUACACGAUUGCGUCGGAUGACAAGGAGCUCCGAGAGAUCCUGAGACGGGGCGUGCAGAGGGCCAAAGAACCAGAGUCGAAUGGCAAGCGGAAGGGAAGAUUCAGUGACUACGUCUUCACGAGGAAAUUCUCCACGUUCGAUAGGCAGAACGCCGCGGCUGCCAACAGCCCAUUCCACGGCUUCUUUACCCUGUUCUGGAUCGCUAUCGCUCUCUUGCUGCUCAAGAUCGGAGCUGAGAAUUGGAAGAACACGGGCAGUCCACUCGGAACCAAUGACAUUAUGAAAUCUAUGUUCAAGAGGGAUGUCAUUGUCCUGCUCAUUUCCGACGGGGUCAUGUGUGGGCUCACCGGCGUCAGCUGGAUGCUACAAGUUUUGAUCAAGAAUGACUACUUGGACUGGGACUCGUCGGGCUGGAUCAUCCAAAACAUAUGGCAGACCAUAUUCAUCGGGUGCACCAUUGGAUGGACACAGCUUCGCCAGUGGCCGUGGUCUCACACGGUGUUCUUUGUCCUGCACUCGCUGGUAAUGCUGAUGAAACAGCACAGCUAUGCCUUUUACAACGGCUACUUGUCAAGCGCCUACAAGAAGAGGGCAGAGCUACUGAAGAAGCUCAAGCAGCUGGAGCACGUCGAGGCUGUCAAGUCGCCCUCGCAGACUAAGCCGACGGCCUUGUCCAUAUCGACGGAUCAUCUUGCCCGGAGGCCGUCGAGACAUGAUGUCCGUCAAAGGCGCCAGUCGUCCCAUUCAAGCUGCAAGGCGUUCAGCCAAGACCUAGAGGGCAUCGAAGCAGCCAUCAACUCGAACGAGUCCCUCGACCUGGAGCAGAUCCACGUGUUCGAACAAAUUAUCAAGUGGGAGAUUGACGGUCUCACGGAGGAACUCCAGGGGAAGUCGACCUCCCCCAGGCGCGCGUACCCCAACAACGUCACCUACCAGAAUCACUACGAGUACAUCGUCUUCCCGACACUGGUCUACGAGCUCGAAUACCCCCGGUCAGAGAGAAUCGACUGGGCUUACGUGGCAGAGAAGGCGGUUGCGACCUUCGGGCUCAUCUUCGUGAUGAUGAUGGUCUCGCAGGCCUUUAUCUACCCGGUGGUGAUGAAGACGGUCCGCAUGAAAGAGGCCGGACUGUCUCUGGCCGAGCGCUUUGGGGAGUUCCCGUGGCUGUUGUCGGACCUGAUCUUCCCGUUUAUGAUGGAGUACCUCCUGACAUGGUAUCUCAUCUGGGAGGCCAUUCUCAACCUCCUCGGCGAGCUGACGUACUUUGCCGACCGAGAGUUCUACUCCGACUGGUGGAACUCUGUCAGCUGGGAUCAAUUUGCGCGGGACUGGAACCGCCCGGUCCACAACUUCUUAUUGAGACACGUCUAUCACAGCUCCAUCAGCGCCAUGCGGGUCAACAAGCACACGGCGACGCUUUUCACGUUUUUCCUGUCAGCACUGGUCCACGAGCUGGUCAUGUGGUGUAUCUUCAAAAAACUCCGGGGCUACCUGCUCUUUAUGCAAAUGCUCCAGCUACCCCUUGUGCAGCUGAGCAGGACGAAGUGGAUGAAGGGCAGGAAGACGCUGGGGAACAUCAACUUCUGGCUGGGCAUAUUUACUGGCCCUUCGGUCCUGUGCUCACUCUAUCUAAUACUGUGA